CAAAUUCCUUACGGGCUUUCUCUGGGGUCUGCUUCGGUGAUUAUGAUGGUACUGUUUACCUCGGGUGCUGCUGCGAACGCGGGCAGAGCUUUCUUGAUGCGCAUGGCAGGACAGCGCAUAGUCGCCAGACUGCGCGAACGCACAUACGAAGCCGCCCUCCGUCAAGAGGUCGAGUUCGUCGAGAAGGGCGAGGGAGACGUUCUGAGCAGGCUUAGCGUCGACUCCAGUAUCGUCGGCGAAAGCGUAACCCAGAACCUCUCCGAUGGUCUGCGCGCCAUCGUGAUGUCAACCGUCGGCCUGGGAGCGAUGUUCUACCUCUCGCCCACCCUCACCAUGCUCAUGCUCGCCGUCGUCCCCCCCGUGUCUCUCGGAGCCGUGUUUUAUGGAAGGUACCUGAAAAAGCUGUCCAAUAAGACGCAGGAGGCGAUGGGUGAGAUGACCAAGGUCGCCCAAGAAUCCCUCUCCGCCCUGCGCACGGUCCAAGCGUUCAACGCGCCCCCGCAAGAGCAACAAAAAUUCCACGACAGAGUGGGCACCGUGCUCACCCUGGCGCGGAAGGAGGCGGUCGCGACGGGGAUCUUCUUUGGGAGUACGGGGUGGAGCGGGAAUGUGACGCUGUUGGGGUUGUUGGGAUAUGGAGGCACUUUGGUGACGCAAGGGGCGAUUACGGUGGGCGAUCUUACGAGCCUUUUGCUUUAUACGGUGUAUGUGGGAGGGGGUCUUCAGAUGUUGACGUACGUUCCAUCAUUCGCUUCUUCCUCCAUCAUGCGCGGCGUCGGCGCGGGCCAACGCAUAUUCGAGCUCCUCGACCGAAAACCCGCCAUCCCGCCCCAAACCGGGCUCACCCUCGACGCCUCGAGACGCGGCACGGUGCGGUUCGAGAACAUCUCGUUUGAGUAUCCGAGUCGGAGGGGGGUGCAGAUUCUGGACGAGUUUAGUUUGGAGGUGGGGGUGGGUGAGACGGUGGCUAUUGUAGGCAAGAGCGGGGGUGGCAAGUCGUCGAUACAUUCUCUCCUUCUGAGGUAUUAUGACCCUGUCAAGGGAAAAGUGACGUUUGACGGACAAGACAUCCGAGAGUUCACCCCUACGUCCUGGCGUCACAUCAUCGGUACCGUGCCCCAGGACCCGGUUCUGUUCACGGGGACGAUUGCGUCGAAUAUCGCGUUCGGGAACGAGCAUGCGACUCGGGAAGAGAUUGAGAGUGCGGCGAAGGAGGCGAACUGUGAGUUCAUUUGGGGGAUGCCGAAGGGGUUCGAUACGGAGAUUGGCAGACUGAGCUUGAGCGGCGGGCAGAGGCAACGACUCGCGAUCGCCCGUGCGCUGUUGAAGAAACCUGCGAUUCUGGCUUUGGACGAGGCGACGAGCUCUUUGGACGCGACGUCGGAACAUCGGGUUAACGAUGCGAUUGAUAAGAUCUUGAGAAAGCGUCAGACGACGUGUCUCAUUGUGGCUCAUCGGCUGUCGACUAUUGCUAGGGCUGAGAGGAUCGUGGUUUUGGAAGACGGCCGGAUAACGGAGUCGGGGACUUACAGACAACUGGUUAACAAGAAAGACUCGCGAUUCCGUGCUCUCAUGUCUGCGCAGCUAAACGCUGCCGCUGGGGAGUCCGUAUCGGAACCUGCACCCGCCUCUGAACUUGCAGUACCCCCAACAGAGCUCAAACAGGCCGAAGUCGCUCUAUAGACGGGCUGACAAGACCAUAGGCAUCAUCCACUUAUCCCAGCGAUCCUUCCCGAAUUUUCUCUGCGGCACACAACACCCGAGUCGAAAUCCGGUAUAGACAGAGGGCUGCCCCUGAGGGAAAAAAGGGGGACGAGGGAGGGAAUCUUAGAAAUUAAUUAUUCACUUAUCAUUUUAGACAAUGUGUAAUGGGCAUGUUGACAUCCGAUCAUCCUCUAUCUUUAUUCGCUGCUCCACUC
Messenger RNA from Serpula lacrymans var. lacrymans S7.9, 1919 nucleotides. RefSeq lists its product as uncharacterized. The record is from RefSeq and is a predicted model, not a curated record. The coding region runs from base 43 to 1683 and encodes 546 amino acids. NCBI's taxonomy places the organism in Eukaryota, Fungi, Basidiomycota, Agaricomycetes, Boletales, Serpulaceae. Gene Ontology annotation, molecular function: ATP binding; ATP hydrolysis activity; ABC-type oligopeptide transporter activity. The transcript is spliced from 14 exons. Gene Ontology annotation, biological process: transmembrane transport. Gene Ontology annotation, cellular component: membrane.